AUGCACACGCACAAAGUUGAGUCGUUUCUUGUAACGGAUAAUGUGCGGCUGGAGAUUGUCCAUGAGUCCAAUCCGUACUUUGCAGGGGAGCAUAUAUCGCUGGUGAUCAGGCUGCGGCAUUUGGGGUCACUGCGUGAGCAGGCCCACUGGAGGAGCAGGAUUGAUCAGUUACAUAGGGAUAUAGAGGAGCGAUUGGACAGAGAGCAUGCUGGCGAGUCCGCUGAACAGGAGCAAAGUAAACUUGAGGGCCCCUCUGCUUGGUCCAUGAAAUUUUUGUUCGGUGCAUUUAGGGCAGAUGAGGGACCCCAGCAGACGGAGGCUGCGGACGGUGAAAGUACCGAUCUGCCCGCCGAUGUCACCACCGAAGACGAAGAGGGGUUCAGACAAUUCAUCAUGAAACAGUUGCGGCAACAUAAACCGGUAGAUUUGAUCUCAGCGUACGUGCAGGUUGCAGGAAUGUUCCAGUACAACCUCGACGUGAUUGCAGAGGACCAAUUGCAAAACAAGGGUGCCAAGAUAGUCGGGUUUGAUGUGUUGGAAGGUGCUGGCGCCUGGAACAAAGUGACCCAGCAGCACGAAUUAUCACAGUAUUCGAAUUCGUCCUACGAGUUCACUGCCAAUCUGGACAGCCGCUACGUCUUAACACCAGGAGCAAACACAGGGAACGAUAAUUCCAACGCACAGUACUCGGAAGAUUACAAAGAAUUGCCCACGUUUCUGAUACCGCAGACUCUCUUGUUUUCCGAGAUUUCAUUACAACCUGGUGAAGUGAAAACGUUCCAUUUCAAGUCAACUAAGCUUCCAGUGGACCUAUGCCCGAGCUACACACACUCUAGAAAUGUUGCCGUCAAUUAUUCACUCCAGUUUGGAGUCAGCACCUUGUCUCACGAUGAAAUCGUCCCGUACAAGACAAGAAUCCCAAUAACAAUAGCCCCAUUCGUGGAUAGUAAUAGCGGUCAGUACACCGCAAUGGUAGAUAAAGUGCCCACAAUUAUGCAACCGGGGACCAUCAAGGAGGUAAAUGUGAAGCAAAAAAGGUCCCCUUCAAGUGCGUCCAUGUUUACACGGAGAAGUUCCGGUAAUCUACUGAACGAUAAGUUGUCCAAUGAUACGAUUAAACUAAUGAAGCAAAAAUUCAUCGAACUUGUUGAGGAUAAUAAGGUUGGUGCGAUGGAUAUUGACCAACUAGUCGAUAAACAGUUGGAGGUACAGUUCGGUAAUGCGGAAGACAGUGAGACCAAUGAGGAUCCGUUCGAAACUGGAGAUGCUGGUAUAAAACCAAGUAGUACGACGCGAGAUAACAUUAUGGGCCUCAAAAGAUCAAUCCCCAAAAAUUUAUCAAAAAAACUCAUGAAACAAGACCAAGAGAACGGGAAUCCCAAGACACUAAUUUCACAACUGGAUUCAAGCCUGCAACGUAGUUACGUCAUCAACAGAAACGGCACUUUGAUUGCCAAGAUCGGUUUCUCUAAAUUGUUCUACACGACCAAUGACGACAUCGAUCUGGUCAUAUACCCUGAACCGCAUACGGGAUUCAAAAUCAGUGCUGUCAACGUUUCCCUAGAAUCUGCAGAGCUUUUGAACAAAACAUAUGUGCUGCAAUCAGAACAGGUCAGGCCGUUUUACCACAAUGUAAGCGACGCUAGGUCAGUUUGCUACGACGAAUGCCAGAGCAUACCUUUGAAGUUACUCAUUCCAAGAACCCCUAGGAAUCAAAUAUCCAGUCAAUUCAGAACCAAUAUUUUUGAAUUGAAGUGGGUCCUAUCGUUCCAAUUCAUCCUAAUUGAUAGAAGGGAAAGUGACGAUGGACAAAACUUGUUCCAAUUCUACGAAGAUAAAAAGGGCGCCCUCUAUCACUCAAAGAAAACUAUGGAAGGUGAGGAGUUUUCUUUUAAGAUGCCGAUAUGCAUCUUACCGUCAUCCAAGAAUUUUGGAGGCUGGUAA
Huiozyma naganishii CBS 8797 is the source of this 1944-nucleotide messenger RNA. RefSeq names its product Rgp1p (gene RGP1). NCBI's taxonomy places the organism in Eukaryota, Fungi, Ascomycota, Saccharomycetes, Saccharomycetales, Saccharomycetaceae. Gene Ontology annotation, cellular component: Golgi membrane; Ric1-Rgp1 guanyl-nucleotide exchange factor complex. The coding region runs from base 1 to 1944 and encodes 647 amino acids. The transcript has a single exon. The record is from RefSeq and is a predicted model, not a curated record. Gene Ontology annotation, biological process: retrograde transport, endosome to Golgi.